AUGAAAAAAGAACUUUCAGUAAAAAGCAAAACACUCGCAGGCACCCGAAACACCGCGAUCAAAUCUUUCCUCACCACAAAGCCAUCCUAUCUUACUCUCCAGCCAACGCACGUUCUCAUUCUUUCGAUAUGUUUUAUUGCAAAUAUAAUGCUGCUGCACAUCAUAGGCCGAUUUGGAUCUUCAAUUGCUCUGCAGACGGUAAUUAGCGCAGUGGCUCUAGUAGCAGCCCUGGUCAUAGGAUACAUGGUCCAGAAGUAA
Nematocida minor is the source of this 258-nucleotide messenger RNA. RefSeq names its product protein transport protein SEC61 subunit beta. NCBI's taxonomy places the organism in Eukaryota, Fungi, Microsporidia. The transcript has a single exon. The record is from RefSeq and is a predicted model, not a curated record. The coding region runs from base 1 to 258 and encodes 85 amino acids.